Vicia villosa (hairy vetch) is the source of this 1147-nucleotide messenger RNA. Its product is annotated as MATH domain and coiled-coil domain-containing protein At3g58250-like. Gene Ontology annotation, molecular function: protein binding. Lineage: Eukaryota; Viridiplantae; Streptophyta; Magnoliopsida; Fabales; Fabaceae. The record is from RefSeq and is a predicted model, not a curated record. The coding region runs from base 80 to 1069 and encodes 329 amino acids. The transcript is spliced from 3 exons.
CGUAACCCAAAUUUCUUUCUCUUUAAUAAAACAAAAACAAAAUUGACUCUUUUGUUUUGUUCUGGCAGAGUUUGGAGAUAUGGAGCAUGAACAAUCUAGGGUUGAGAAGUUUAAGAAAUUCACAUGGAAGGUUGAAAAUUUCUCUCGCUUGAAAACCAAUGAGGUUCGAUCUAAGCCUUUUAUAUUAGGCGGCUAUCCAUGGAGGAUUCUUUUGUUUCCAAAGGGGAACAAUGAUGCUAAACAUUUAUCAAUAUAUUUGGAGGCCGUAAAAACUGCUAAUAUGUCUGAGGGAUGGCAAAGGGAAGUCAAACUCAAGUUGGUUGUAUUCAACCAAGUGGAUGAAAAGAUGACCAUCAUAAAAGAAAGUAAGAAUGAAUUCAAUGCAAGUCAGGAGAAUGACCUGGGAUUUAAAUCAUUCAUGACAUUAAGUGAGCUCCAUGAUCCUGACAAGGGUUUUAUUGUGAAUGAUACUUGUAUUAUUGGUACCCAAGUUUUUAUUUGUAAGUUAACACAUGAGAAACCAAUAAGUCAAGCUCCAUGCUUAAUGUUAGGAUGUCAAACAAGCCAUGUGAAGCUGGAAAUCCCAAGUCCAGAGCCAGAUAACACAAAUCUUCAAACCUGUUCACCACUUUCAUUUGUACCCUCUGAACAAGCUAAUGCAGAGUUGGUGUAUGCUGCAUUGGGGAAACUUAUUUAUUUCCUUAAGACAAGAAAAGUGAAAGAUAUGAACGAACAAGCUUCUAAGGAGCUUCAAUUUUUAUGGGAUGAACUUGCUAAAUUUAAAAUUGAUCUUACUUGGCUAGAACCACAAGUUCAAUCUGCUUUAGGAAUUAAAAGUUAUGUGGAGAAAGCUUUGGAGGUUGAGAAGUUGACGGAGGAUGUUGUAGUUCAAGAGCUGAAAACGGAGAUGUUACAGGCAACUUUGGCUGAUGCUAAGGUAAGUCUUGACAUAGAAAGAGACUUGUUGAAAGCAAAAGGUCUAAAAGAAAGAGAUUUGGAUUCUGAAUUGGGUUCUGGGAGCUGGAGGCCAAGAACGCUUAAAUCACGACUUGGUGAUGUAGAUUUCUAGUUUCUACAUAGCAUGAAAAUAUCCCUUUGGCUAUAGUAGGAAAUUUCUGUAACAGUGAAUUUGAGAUUUGCACCUAGU